Pieris rapae (cabbage white) is the source of this 2307-nucleotide messenger RNA. RefSeq names its product mitochondrial dicarboxylate carrier (gene Dic1). The transcript is spliced from 6 exons. Lineage: Eukaryota; Metazoa; Arthropoda; Insecta; Lepidoptera; Pieridae. Gene Ontology annotation, biological process: phosphate ion transmembrane transport; malate transmembrane transport; oxaloacetate transport. Gene Ontology annotation, molecular function: succinate transmembrane transporter activity; thiosulfate transmembrane transporter activity; oxaloacetate transmembrane transporter activity. The record is from RefSeq and is a predicted model, not a curated record. Bases 148 to 1020 code for a protein of 290 amino acids.
CUCUAUAAAGCUUCUGACUGUGACUGCCAUUCAUUCAUAAUAUUAUGUUCUUACAAUUUACAUUUCCGAAAUAUGUACAAAUCUAAACUCCAUUCAUUUUUGGUUGGUUGACGGUUCGCUCCAGUUUGCUGUUGCUAGGCAAGAAGAAUGGGGGACGUAAGAAUAUCUCGAUGGUACUUUGGAGGCCUUGCCUCCGCUGGUGCAGCAUGUGUAACCCAUCCCUUGGAUUUAUUGAAAGUACAAAUGCAGACCCAAAAAGGAAGAAACGUCUCUAUGUUUAAACUCACCCAAAUAGUUUUGAAAAAUCAAGGUAUAAUGGGAUUGUAUAAUGGAAUAUCAGCAUCUCUUUUACGUCAGCUUACAUAUUCAACAGCAAGGUUUGGUAUAUAUGAAGUUGCAAAACAAACUUUGGCACCUAAGGAUGGUAUGCCUAUGCCUUUCUAUAUGUCGGCUUUAUUAGCUGGUCUUGGCGGUUUUGCUGGUGGGUUUGUUGGUAAUCCAGCAGAUUUAGUCAAUGUCAGGAUGCAAAAUGAUGUGAAGCUUCCCCCAGACCAAAGAAGAAAUUACAAAAAUGCAAUUCAUGGUUUGUAUCGAGUUGCGGUACAAGAAGGAAUCAUGCGUUUAUGGGCUGGUGCUUCAAUGACUUGCAGCCGAGCCGCAUUGAUGACUAUAGGACAACUCUCUUUCUAUGAUUUAAUAAAGAGCUUACUCACCACCACACCAUACUUUGGUGAUAAUAUUUCAACACAUGUUACUUCGAGUUUAUUAGCUGGCGCGAUAGCAACAACCAUGACUCAACCAGUAGAUGUACUUAAGACUAGAGCAAUGAAUGCCAAGCCAGGUGAAAUCAAAGGCAUACUAAGUUUAAUAAUAGGAACGGCCAGAGAAGGGCCUCUCGCAUUCUUCAAAGGAUACAUUCCAGCAUUUGUGAGAUUAGCACCGCACACUAUACUGACAUUUGUUUUCCUCGAACAACUUAGAAUUAACUUUGGAUUUCUCAAAGUACAAAAAGUAGAAUAGAGGCCAAAUAACUUUUCAAAAAAAAUAUUAACUAUUAGAAUUCAGAAUUAUAGAAAAUGUAUAAAUAAUAAAUAGAUACUUUUAACAGUAUCCCCAGUUUUGAAAUUAUUAUAUUGAAUGUUGUAUGGCCUAAUUUGUGUUCAAUGUCAUGUUCCUAAUAGGGGAAUUCAAAGUUUUCCGUCUAGUUUAAUGUAGUGUUUACACUUGACAAUAUUUUAUGCCAACUUUUAUUAUUUAUUUUUACACUUUUGACGAAAUAUAAAAUAGAUUUGACUUGUACUUUAUACAAGCUGUUCCAAUAAUUCAAACAGUUUAUCUGUUGAAUGUUUUAUCUAUACUUAUGAAUGAUUGUCUCUAAAAAUCAAUCCAGAUUAUUAUCCUAUUUAUUGUCUAAUUAUUCAUAAAAUAGGUAAAAUAUAGCACAUAUAUUUAUAACACUAGAGUUUCUAGUUAAAGCUAAAGGUAUUGAAUAGUAAUUAAGUUACCAGUGAAUAAUUUCAUCUUGUGAUCUGGAUGCUGUGGUGAUAAUUUAUUAUUUUAUUAUUAUUCGUCUCCAAGACGUAGGGUACAUUGUAUCAUGUUGACUGUGUCUAUAAUUUAUAUUUUUACAUUACUUGCAAUGGCACAAAUAUUUAUUCGCAUAUAAUUUAAGUUUAAGCUUGAUUUAGUUGCAUUUAAUCUUACAGUAAGCUUUCAAUUAGUCUCGAGUUUUGCAUAGAUUUGGUGUUUUACAUUAUUUACUUUAAAUAGUAAAUUCUAAAACUCAAGUUUGCUUACGAACUAACAAUAUGUGGUAAUAAUAAUUACUUGCAAUUCCAUACUACCAUUAAAAAACUAACUAUGUUUAAUUAUUUUUUAUUUUGCUUCAAUGCUUUUUGUUAUUUUAAUGCAUUUUACUCUGUGCCAAAUAGACGUCACUUGUUUAUAGAUGUCAUAUUUUUUGAUGCUUUUAAAUCGGUCAACCAACAUUCCUUAGGAAAUUUUAUUUAAAAUAGUAAUUUUAAGUAAGUGGCCUAUGAAAUAACUAAAUAAGUUUCUGGAUUUUGUGAUGUCUCCAUUUACCAUUGUUAUAAUCAUAUAUUUAUUGUUGUAAGUUUCAAAUCUUUAAUAAAUGUCUUCAGCACAAAUUUAUCACUGUAUCUUCCAAGAGUAUACUUAUUUUCUAGAAAUUAAUCUUUAGAUGCAUUUUAACCAAUGUUUAUUCAUCUAUGUCUAUAGUAAUGAAUUCACGAAUAUGUGUAGAAAAAUAUUUUAUUAUGUGGUUGUGUAUUAAAAAUUGUUACAUAA